GAGGACCUCCAGAGUGUUUCCAUGGGAACAGUAGAUUACCCAACCCCCAGCUGCUCAGUGAUGUCAUCAGGUGACCUGGCCAAUGGGGUGGGCCCCGGCUCCAUGGCUCCACCCACAGCGAGGCUCCCUCCGAGACUGGUUGCGAAGGAGGCGUGGCCUCAAGGCCCCGAAGCAGGCAGGGAUCAGCCCCAUCCUCAGGACCAGAGCUGGGACUCCAGGGAAAGAGGCCCCAACGCCUGGGCCCCGGGUCGAGACCGACCCCACGAGCAGGUGUGGAACUCCGGCAGAGAGCGAGCGGGACACUUGUGUCCAGAUCAGACAUGGAUGUCAGGCAGGGACAGAGCUCAUGGGGGACAGGAGCAGGCCUGGAUGACGGGUCAGGACAGGGGACCUGAGCAGGGCUGGGCAGCCGGCAGAGACCGAGGCCAGGAUCAGGCCUGGAACGCCGGCAGGGAUCCAGGAAGAGAGCAGGCCUCCUCGGGGCCGGAGCCGGCGUGGGGAUCGGGCCGAAACCAAGACCAAGUCUGGAACAACACGAGCAGAGACAGAGGACACGUCUGGAGACCAGAGCUGAACAUGAAGAAGGUGCAGAGAGCAGAGAUGGAGCAGCCACCAGAGAGCAGAGACGCCUGUGAGUUCACAGUCUCAUAG
Paralichthys olivaceus (Japanese flounder) is the source of this 651-nucleotide messenger RNA. The record is from RefSeq and is a predicted model, not a curated record. Lineage: Eukaryota; Metazoa; Chordata; Actinopteri; Pleuronectiformes; Paralichthyidae.